This is a messenger RNA of Anolis sagrei ordinatus, 3062 nucleotides long. RefSeq names its product solute carrier family 15 member 1 (gene SLC15A1). The record is from RefSeq and is a predicted model, not a curated record. Gene Ontology annotation, biological process: dipeptide import across plasma membrane. Gene Ontology annotation, molecular function: dipeptide transmembrane transporter activity. Gene Ontology annotation, cellular component: plasma membrane. NCBI's taxonomy places the organism in Eukaryota, Metazoa, Chordata, Lepidosauria, Squamata, Anolidae.
CCCGGCCAAAGGUAGAGGCUUUAAAAGGCGGACGCCUGCCCGCCUUGCCUCUCUUCUUCCUUGCCUUGGUCCUCCCUCCCCUAAGCCAGCCGAAGCGCCGCCGUCCAGGGGCCUCCCGAUGGAGAUAAAUAAAGGACAUAGCAAUCAUGGGCCCAGUUGCUUUGGCUACCCACUCAGCAUCUUCUUCAUCGUCAUCAAUGAAUUCUGUGAAAGAUUCUCCUAUUAUGGAAUGCGAGCCGUGCUUGUCAUCUACUUCAAGUUUUUUCUCAGUUGGGAUGACAAUCUUUCGACAGCCAUUUACCAUACGUUUGUAGCCCUGUGCUAUCUAACCCCUAUCCUCGGAGCACUGGUGGCUGACUCCUGGCUGGGAAAGUUCAAGACCAUUAUUUCCUUGUCCAUUGUGUACACAGUUGGGCAAGCAGUUUUGUCAAUAGGUUCCAUAAAUGAUUUGAUGGAUGCAGACCGGGAUGGUACACCUGAUAACCUACAAAUUCCCGUUGCUUUCUCUAUGAUUGGUUUGGUCCUGAUUGCUUUUGGAACUGGUGGAAUCAAACCAUGCGUCGCAGCUUUUGGUGGAGAUCAGUUUGAGGAACAUCAGGAAAAACAAAGAAACCGGUUCUUUUCUAUUUUUUACUUGUCCAUUAAUGCUGGGAGUCUUCUCUCCACUAUAAUCACCCCAAUGCUGAGAGGGGUGGUGUGUGGAAUUCACGUGAAACAAAAAUGUUACCCUCUGGCAUUUGGAGUCCCUGCUAUCCUAAUGGCUAUUGCAUUACUUGUAUUCGUAUUAGGAAGUCGAAUGUACAAGAAGGUUGAACCUCAGGGCAACAUUAUGGUCAAAGUUGCUAAAUGCAUUACGUUUGCUAUUGGAAACAGAUUUAGGCAUCGCAGCAAACAAUUUCCCAAAAGGGAACAUUGGUUGGACUGGGCUAGUGAGAAGUAUGAUAAACGACUUAUUCUCCAGACUAAGAUGGUUUUGAAAGUUUUGUUCCUGUAUAUUCCUCUCCCUAUGUUUUGGGCACUUUUUGAUCAGCAGGGAUCUCGAUGGACACUGCAAGCCACAACAAUGGAUGGAGAUUUUGGUCUUGUCCAGAUUCAACCAGACCAAAUGCAGACUGUGAAUCCAAUUCUUAUUGUUAUAAUGGUCCCAAUUGUGGACGCUGUGAUUUAUCCCCUGAUUCAGAAAUGCCACAUAAAUUUCACGCCUCUGAGGAAGAUGACAGUGGGCAUGUUUCUGGCAGCGCUGGCUUUUGUGGUUGCAGCUGUAGUGCAAAUACAAAUAGAUAACACGCUUCCAAAGUUUCCUGAAGCAGGCUUUUCCCAAGUCAGAGUAGUAAAUCUUGGAAAUGAGAAUGUAACAGCUAAUUUUUAUCCUGAUGGGAGGAACGUUGAACUGUCUUCUUUGACCUGGACAGAAUACUUGGACUUUAAAACAACAGAGUUAAAUAGUUACCAAAAUAUUGUUAUAAGCAAUGGAAGUGGAAUUCUAAACGAAACACGUUUUCUUGCUGGAAAAGAACGGCAUACUCUUACAAUAACAAACAGAGGUGGACUCCAAUUUCAACUGCUCGUGGAUGGAAUCGUAGAAAAACCAGAACAAGGAGACAAUAAGAUCAGAUUCAUAAACAACAUGGAUGUACCUAUCAAUAUCUCUAUGGGUGGUACUGAUUUUCCAUAUGUGUCGUAUUUUUCUGCCACAAACUACACAAAUUAUCAAAGAGGAAAAAAAGAUAUUACAAUUCGCACAGAUAACUACAACUGCACAACAAGGUCUUUGCCAUUUGGAUUUGGCAGCGCUUAUACUAUUAUAGUAGAGGGGUGUGAUGGCAAUGAACUAAAACUCAGAUAUAUUGAAGAUAUUCAAGCCAACACAGUCAGUAUGGCUUGGCAAAUCCCCCAGUAUUUCCUUAUGACUUGUGGCGAAGUUGUCUUCUCGGUGACUGGGCUAUCAUUUUCAUACUCGCAGGCACCUGCAAACAUGAAGUCUGUGUUGCAAGCUGGUUGGCUGUUGACUGUGGCUGUUGGCAAUAUCAUUGUCCUUAUUAUAGCAGGAGCAUCAAAACUAGAGGAACAGUGGACAGAAUAUGUUUUGUUUGCCAGUUUGCUUCUCGUAGUUACUGUCAUUUUUGCCAUCAUGGCCUAUUUUUACACCUAUGUGGACCCAGCUGAGGUUGAAGCCCAACUUGUAGAGGAGGAAAACAAGAAGCGUGAAAAGGGUUUACCACUGCAGGAAUAUGGAUCCACCGCACAGACUAAGAUGUGAACACAUAUGGAAGGGCCGAAUGUGAGACUGUGGGCUGCUAUCCCAAGAACUGUGGGUCUCUAGUUUGAGACCUGUGUGUGCCACUCUGUUAUUGGCGAAGCUGGGCAGAGGUGCAUUCAGCGCGCGUCAGGAGAAGCCCCACAUCCUUCUGGGGCCAAAGAUCAGGAAAUUUGUUCUGUGAAGAAAAUGAAGAAAACCCCGGUUCUUCCUCAGAAGAUUUUGCACUUUAAAAAAAGGAGAGGGGUUUGAAUCCAACUUCACCUGCCACAAUGAAAAGAUAUUCAAAGUAUUAUUUUUAUACAGGACGGCUUUAAUUUUAUAUUGUAAGCAAAGGAAAGUACUCCCAGAUCUAGGCACUUGUUUUCCAAGUAGAGUACUGGGGGAUUAAAGGGUUUUGAAUGUUGCCAUGCAAAUAAUGAAUGUAUUUUUCCAAAAGACAUGCACCUGAGCCAGCUGAAUGUUUACAAUCCUUGUGUUGCACAAUAAACCUCUUCCUUCAGUUUCUUCUGGAGGAUUCUGCCAAAACUAAAUUAUUGUGACAACAAUGAUAGAAAUGAACAAAGAGGAAUUUUAAAAAGUGAAAUAAAUCUUUGAUUGUAACAGUUUAGAGUCAGAAUUUACUUUCUUUAAAGGAGAACAAACUACUUCACUAUUGUCCAGAUGGGUUUUUUUUAAUGUCAGGAGCGACUUGAGAAAUUGCAAGUCGCUUCUGGUGUGUGGCGUCCAGGUGGGUACAGAGUGUCCAUACACAUCAUCUUUGGAAAACACUGGUAUGUUGUUCAGAUAUACUUUCUCUGCAGCC